UUAACCUUUUAUUUACAUUUAUUUUAGUUUUUUGAAUCAUUUUUACUGUGAAGUAUUUUAUUUUAAUCUGCUUAAAAGUUGCCUUGAGGAAAAGAUGUCAUCUGGAGCUGAUAUAGACUGAUAAAGGUGGGUGAAAGGCCAUUUGUUUUUCAAAACAAAAACUGCUUGAAUAUUUUUUAAGACCUGGGACUAGCUGAAAGCUACAGAAGAAGCAAGUAAAUGGUCUAUAAGUGGAGCUUGUUUUGUCAGCGUUCAGGGGUGACUUUUUAGUGGAAUAUUCCUUCAUUAUUUGCGCAUUACAAACAGUAUUACUAGGGUUAAGGUAUAAUAACAACUCAGAGCACCUGAUCAACGUCAGACGUUGUGGUCAUUGUAACUUCACACUACAUCCUAAAGUACUACUACAUUAAGUGAAAUAUGGUCAAUGAAUUAAAAUGCCAACCAUUCCGGCAUUUGUACUGAAGGUUGCUACUGGAUGAGUAUACCUCAUUCAGAAUAGUGUUAUACUGAUUUAAUACAAAGUAGACUGGUUGUCACAUCAUAUUGUCUUGUAUCAGGUGUGUGGGAAUGGCAGAUGUCAGCUGGGCCAGUGUCUGGUGGGGCAGAAGAGGAGUUAGCAUGCUGCUGCUCUUUUGGAUUUUCAUAGAACUCCACAUGUCUGUCGUUCCUGCUCAUUGGCAGUUCCUCCCUCUGUUCCAGGCCGAGCUCGGCCCUCUUUUCUCCAAUUCCAGCCCCUUCUCCUUCUCCCAGAGCCUGUUUAUGGUGUCCCUGCACAGCCGGGCCCCCAGACCAGGCCUCAAGGCUUCAUUUGGCCCUUACUCAGUUACACAGCUCAUAUCAGAGCCUGUCCUCCCUCUCUCUCCCCUUCUGUCUGCCUCCCUCAUCUCAGAGCAUGUGGAGAGAGAGAGGGAUGAGAGAGGGCAGGAGAGGUUCAGUGUGAGGACACUGUUCCACAAGCAAGUCAACACGAGCACCCGAGGGACCUGCAUCACACUGCAUGCCUUCAAGGAGACAGAGGAGCACAAGGCCUCCUGUAUGACACAGCCUCCUCUAGGGCUGUGCCUGGUAACUCUAACACUGCCCAGUGACUGGUUUAGGGAGCAACACGGCAACCAAUCAUAUCAGGAUUUGGACAAUAGCAUUCACCCUCAUCGCCGGAUGCAGAAGUGGGAAAGGCAACGGAGUGGACGUCAUCACAGCAACUUUGUCAGUCGUCAGCGUACGACUUCUCCUUCAGUGAGAUACCAUUCAGGUGCUGAUGCACCAUGGGCCCUCAAAUACCAACGGGACCCCAUGGGAAACCAAAUACAGCUUUACUACUCCUCCUUCGACACAGUGGCUGACCCAGAGCUGACACCACAAAGAUGUGUGGAGGACAAAGUGGCUCCAUCCCAGAGGCAGCUCUUCCAUAUCAAAGCAGUGACACUGAAGAAGGAGGAGGAGAAAGAAAGAGAGAAGAGCAGGACCAAAAUAGAAGAAACCUGUUUGUAUGGACAGGAAGAAGAGGAGCUUAGCUUGGACUCCCAUGUUGUGAUUCGGUAUCACAGGGGCCUGGUCCUAAUUGGACAGCCAAUCAGAGUGUCUGUGAAUCUGAGAGCCAACUUCAGUGCUGAGUUUGUUGUCAUAAGGCUGAAGGUGAAGAAGGGCUUCGUGUCGAUGGUGGCCCGGAGAACUCUGACCUCUGACAUGUGGGCAGUGACCCUGGAAAAAAGCCAAGGCUCCAAACACGACGUGGUGUCUAUCUUCUGCCACAAAAACAGCAUGCUCAAGCAAACACACAAUCUCAAUGUCCUCCAGCAGGUGGUGUGCCUGUCAGUGGACGGCCUGAGGCGGAGUUUUGGUGUUGCCAUGGCAGUGACUGCUACAUGGUGGCUGGAGUACUCCGAGAAUAGGAACCACCUUUCGCCACACAGGGAAGCAGUGAGCAUCUUCUCAUUCGCUGAUCGACACAUCUUUGGUAUUGCUCCCAUUACAGAGACUAACACAAUCAUCAACACAGCCAUACUGACCAACCAGCCGGUGUCACUUCCUGUCAUUGUCCUGGCCAUAAGUCAUGACGGGAAGGUAUCAGAUGUCACCCCUGCAGUCACCUGUCACUCUGCCAACGAAAACACUGUCAAGGUGUCCAGCAAUUGCUCCACCAUCUUUGUAGACGGCAGUGAAUCAGGGUUGGGUAGCACCUGUGCAGUGGUGGAGUUUCUGUUAGGCACACUCCGUGGUUCCGUGUGUCUGGAGGUGUGGGUUCCCUCAGUGCCCCUGCGAGUGUCCUUGGCAGACCCCAUUCUCAAUGCCAUUGAUGGCUGGAGCAAUUUCACAGAGAAAGGGUGUGAACCAGUGUAUCAACGCUCCUCAGUCCAGGUUCUGACUCAGUUCACAGCUCAGGACUCCCACAGCAGAACCACACACCUCCUGGGCUCAUCUGAUUGGUUUGUGGAUGUUACUGAUCUGGUCCUUAAGUUACUGAGAAUAAAAGACCCUCAAGUGGCUUCCCUUGGCGCCCAGAACAACUUGAUUGGUUUACAACCAGGAAAGACAUCACUCCACGUCAUCUCUGAGCAGUGGGAUGGCGUGCUGGGCAGAUGUGACAUCACUGUGACCUCUGAACCUGUUACCCCUGGGGACCUGUCUGUGCAAGUGGUCAGCGGCCUCGGCAUGGCAGUCACAGCAAGCCCCUCCCACCCUUCUAUCAUCACAACAACAGUGACAGCCUACAACAUCCUCUACAACCAUCACCAGGAGGCCUCCACCAGUGUCUGGCUUCAGUUCAGUGAUGACACCGCCUCCCUCCUCUCCUCCUUCAGUGACCUUCCCUUUUUUCUGCAUCUCUCCUCAUUGGCUGAGACUGUGGUUGUGGUGACGCCUGGCCCCAGCCAACGCAUCUUUGCCCAGGGUGAUGGAGGCGGGCCUUUACUACGUGCAGAACUUCUGGUUUCAACCUGUGCUGAUCAGCCAAUCACUGCCAACUCCAGUGACAGGCAUUGGAUGGACAUCAAAUUAGGUGGAAGAGGCAGGACAAGGAGGCUGGCAAGAGGAUCUGGUUGGAUAAGAGUCAACCUGGAUCUGGGCUUCCUGCAGCCAAUAGGGAACAAGAAUGAGAAGGGCGAAGAGUUUGAGUUUGUCAUUUCAGACACACUGGUUGAGUCAGACAGCAACAUCUUUGUAUCGAACUUUGACGAUGAUGAAAGUGGAAAUGUAAGCACUGAUGACUAUGACAAAAUCAGUGGGAAGAUGACUGAUAGAAACUGGAAUAAGUUGGGGAACAGUGGGAUGGUCAAUCUGGAAAGAGCUGUGCUCAUUCCGAGGCAGGAGGAGGGUGCUGUGUACUUCUCCCCGAGCCCGGAGAGAGAAGGAGAGAGGAAGGAGCUAGAUGAGGAAGGGCAGGGAGCUCAAGAGCUGGAGCUCGGCAUCAGUGCUGUCCUUUCUCUGCUCUGUCUCUCUGCUGUCCUCUUCCUGGUGAACUGUCUGCCCUGCACCAUGCAAGACAGGAGGAGGACAACAAAAAAGGAGGGGAGGGAAGUAGAUGUAGAGGGAGGCGUAAAACAAGAAGAGGCAGAGCAAAGGGAGAAGACGGAGGUAGAGGAAAGGCAGGCAGAGGAUAGGAAGGAGACAGGAAAUGAACACAAGAUAAAGCUGCAGCAGGAGGAGAGCAAUAAAGAGGAUAUCAAAGUAGAGAUCAUUUGCUGAUAUACAUGCAGGCCGAGCUGAAUUUCUGUGCAAGUACUCCCGUCAGUACUCAUGUUGACAGAGCAAUCACUAUCUAUCAAAGAAUGAUAGGACAAGUCAUUAUUAUAAAAGUAUGCUAUCACCCUGUUUAGAACAAUAUUACAACACUGGACAAACCACAGUGUUGCUCUUAUUGAAAGUUCACAGUUUGUGAUCACUCUGCUCAGCAUUUGUUUGGUUUUCAAGGUCAUUUUGUUGGAUCACUUAACACUGAUCAAAUGAUGUGGCAAUAUGUGCUACCCUUUAAUCUCUACAUUUCAUUUCAUGUCUUCGAUUUCAAACUUAGUGAUUUGGAAACAGCAAAAAUGUCUACUGACUGGAUUCCGACUUCCAUCUGAGACAAAUCUAUCAGCCCUGUUCAGCGCAUCUAGUCUUCACUUAGUCCAUCCAGUCAUUCUUUAUUCAGUCAAUGCUUCCAAUCUUUAUUCAGUCCAUUCAAACUUUAUUUAGUCUAUCUAAUCAUUAUUCAUAAGCGAGAUCUCGGAUAAAGCGGCUGAAAUGAGUUUCCUCCGCUGGGUGGCGGGGCGCUCCCUUACAGAUAAGGUGAGGAGCUCUGUCACUCGGGAGGAGCUCAGAGUCAACGUGGAGCCAGCUGAGGUGGCUCGGGCA
This is a messenger RNA of Chelmon rostratus (copperband butterflyfish), 4332 nucleotides long. It is a transcript of the gene tmem132a, whose product is annotated as transmembrane protein 132A. The record is from RefSeq and is a predicted model, not a curated record. The transcript is spliced from 13 exons. NCBI's taxonomy places the organism in Eukaryota, Metazoa, Chordata, Actinopteri, Chaetodontiformes, Chaetodontidae. Bases 568 to 3684 code for a protein of 1038 amino acids.